Messenger RNA from Dicentrarchus labrax (European seabass), 2345 nucleotides. It is a transcript of the gene fgf10b, whose product is annotated as fibroblast growth factor 10b. The transcript has 3 exons. Gene Ontology annotation, cellular component: cytoplasm. Gene Ontology annotation, molecular function: chemoattractant activity; type 2 fibroblast growth factor receptor binding; growth factor activity. Gene Ontology annotation, biological process: positive regulation of ERK1 and ERK2 cascade; cell differentiation; positive regulation of gene expression. The coding region runs from base 948 to 1703 and encodes 251 amino acids. Lineage: Eukaryota; Metazoa; Chordata; Actinopteri; Moronidae. The record is from RefSeq and is a predicted model, not a curated record.
GUGAGGAGAUCACACCAGGAAGCCUCAUAUCAAGGAGCUAACAGACAGGAGGCGAGCAACUCUGACUCAGCCCUCAGACAGAGAGAAAGACCUCCCCAGACCGUUACCUCGAUGCUGUAUGAAGGUGGAGUCAUUUGGGGGUAGAGAGAGAGAGAGAGAGAGAGGGAGAGGGAAAGAGAUGAGGAGAGAGCGAGAGGAGCAGGGCAGCAGAAGACAGAUGGAUUAUCUGACAUGCGCCUGGACUGACCAAUGUUCCUCUUUAAGGUUUUGAACCCUGUUUUUUCUCCUCAGAGUAAAAUCUGAAAAUGCUUUCCUGCACAUUUGGAGUGUAGCAGCUAUCGGACAGGUAUACUGUGUGGUGCACCUUUUUUGAUUUCACUGGAACUAAGGAAUUUUACACAUGGAAAACUUUCUACCUGGAUAUAAGUGAACUUUAUAUUUUUUUCUUUGCUUUUUUUUCUUAAAUUGAGCAACUGCCUGGAAAUACAAGGGCCCCACUGGAGCAGAAUAAUAGAAGAAUAACUUCCACAAACAAUUUAGAAAGAAGUAGAAAACGGAAGGAAAGUGGAAAAGAGAUUUGUUAGCGUAAUACAGACACAUAGUAAUCGGUGGGUGGUUUUCUUUUACGUAAUCUUUGCUCAUUCAAACUGAUUUAUUUUCCAAUACAGACGUGGACUGGAGAUUUGUGAUCAUCCGCUUAUAAUAGCCUAAAACAUUUCAACUGUGGAGAAGAGAACUCAAUGGAAUUGUUGAACAGUCAAAAAUAAUUUAGAAGGAAAUCUAAGAAUUACAUACAGCUGCCAAAUAAUUUGGACUCUGCAGGGGGACCAUCUCCCCCAGUCUGGACUGUGGAGGGCUCCCCUCCCUGCCCUCCAAGCCUUUCCUCGACCCCAGCAGCAUGUCCCAGGCUCUGAGGCUGCCUCUAGUCCUCCACACAGCACACUACCAUGAUCAGAUGGGCUGCUGGAGGGAGUAAGGCUGCCUUUGCCUCGUCCUGCUCCAGGGCUGGGUUAGGGGAUCAUUCUGGUUCUACGACCAGCUCCAGACUAAGAUCAUCAACACUGCUUUCCUCCCUGUCUUUGCCUCUCCUGAUUACCCUGGUGGUUUUCUCCUUCUCCCUACCUGGGGCGGCCUGCCAUCAGCUCCACAGAGACAGACUGAGGCUCCCAAACCCACGAACUCUCAGGCUCCCACUGAACAUUUCUGAGACUGAGCUUGUGUCUAGGCCCAGGGCCACUGGGGGCCCCCUGGGCCGGACUGGGGGACCACAGGGUAGGCAUGUGCGCAGCUACAACCAUCUCCAAGGGGACAUACGUAGGAGGAAGCUGUUCUCUUUCCAGAAGUUUUUCCUGAGGAUCGAUAAGAAUGGAAAGGUCAAUGGAACCAAGAGCAAGGAUGACCCCCUCAGUAUUCUGGAAAUCACAUCGGUGGCCGUGGGAGUAGUGGCCAUCAAAGGGCUGAACAGCAACUACUAUCUGGCUAUCAGCAGGAAGGGAGAACUGUACGGAGCGAGAGAGUUCGGUGUUGACUGCACCCUGAAGGAGCGGAUUGAGGAGAACGGCUACAACACUUAUGCAUCAGCCGAGUGGAAGAACAAGAAGCGGCAGAUGUUUGUGGGUCUGAAUGUCCACGGGAAGCCACUGAGAGGGAAGAAAACCCGCAGGAAGAACACGGCCACCCACUUCCUUCCAAUUGUGGUGUGAACUGAAGAACUCAACUGGAGAAGGAGGAUAUGCAGCACUGGACAGAGAGGUUUUCAAUACUGAAAAAAGCUGUAAAAUAAAGACAUUCACCGAGAAAUCUCUCAUUUGGAAACAAGGCACUAACACUGUUACUCAAAAGUAUGAUCUCUGCUCCUGACUGAGAUCAUGUACUUUAUUUGGUGGGAGAAGAUGAUAUCUGUGUUUUCUAUGGCACAGGAUGCAAUAUUUAUCCUUUUUUUCUGUGCCAAACAGUUUGCAACUGGAGUAUGUGUGUAAUGUGGAUACUGUCCCGGCUGUGGUAGAUGAAGACAUUUUUCGAGAUGUUAUUUAUAAUCCAAAUUCUCCUGUGAGACUCCAGAUAAUCCACAACAUAAAGGGGAGAGAUGGAAGAGGGAAAUGGAUAAGAUGAGGGAAAUGAUCGGUCAGUUUAUCAUGACAGCAUUAAAUAAUAGAGGAAACAACACAUUUAAAGCAAAUGUUUGAUACUUAACCACUGUGUUUUGACUGUAUUGUAAUGAUUUAUUUAUUUUGUGAAAUAUUUAACUGGAGGGGAACACGUACAAGGCAAGCAUUCCUUUGCAUUCUUUACUUUUUAUAGGAACUCCAUUAUGUGAAAAUAAAAUACCAUUUUCUCCUCUGCAA